CGAUUGUCAAUUCUCGUCGAGUACACUGCUCCGUCGAAGUCCGUCGCUCCGAUAAACAAAAGCCUUCAGAAAAGCAUUCUUUUUCGAAUGAAAAUCGUACAUUUCGGCGCGGAAUGGGUGCUUAUUCAGUGCUAAUUGUGUCACGUAUAUGAAAUUACAUGUCGUGCGUGAUAAUUUCGCGUGGUAAAAGUGAUUCCAAGCGUGUGAAAAAUUUCAUCGACAAAUUUUCAUUCAUCUUUGACUGCGAAAAAAGGAGGAACGACCCAUUGGCUACCCGUGUAUUGGUGGGCGUUUAUUGCAUGAAAACAUAUACAAACCGUCGCAACAAUACGCAACCGGACAGCGUGGAGCGGCGACACCGACGACAAUUGCCACCAACGAACUGGUAACGGGGUGUGAUGAACGAGAAGAAAGCGCAAGCAGACGCAGCUCAACUUCUCUUUAUCCGUUCCGAGCAGCAGCAGCAGUAGUGUGGAGUUGCAAUCCACCAGUCCAGUAGUGUAUGUGAGCACGUGUAAAUGUAGCGGCUGCAAUAUCAACAACAGAACCAUGCUUAUGCUCGGCAGCCUCGACGAUGGUGUAUGUUGGGGGGUAAUAAAAAAUUAGAAAAGCAGUUAGAAGAAAAGCGGAAAAAGGCACCUCUGGUGGGAAGUUGUGCUUCUGUGUGCUAUAUGGCAACAAAAAAUCAUAAAAAAGAAAUCUGCCUUCCUCGCUGCAUGAACGUGUAGUGUUCUGCUGUUCAGUGUGAAAAGGAAUCUUUCUUCGGUGCGUGCGCGGCAAAGAGCCAAGCAAAAGUGGAACGCAGAACGGUUCUGGUUGGCACUCGGAGCAAGGAAUUAUGUUAACAGCUAUUUAUAUUGUGACGCUAGUGUUUUGUUUACAUCACGAAGUGACGAAUGGAGCUGCAACAGAAACGCUGGAUGUGACGAAUGAUGGAUCAGCCCCACCAGAACCAUUCGCCGAGAAAUUCACCCGGCGAAAGAAAACGGAAAAACUUCCAUACAGAGAUGAGGACGAAAAACUGGAGCUUGGCGUGUGUCAAGUCUACAGUGGCACCACCUGUGAAGCAUAUCUCAAGAAUCAAACCGUCUUCAUCACACCGGAUAUCACAAUGGAAAUAUUGGAAGAACGGCUGAAGGCCGCUUACGGAGUGAUUCGUGAGUCCAAAGACAUGAACGCCAACUGUAGGGUGUACGCCCUACCCAGCCUUUGCUACAGCAUUCUACCGGUAUGUCAGACGCCAGAAAAGACCAACCAUCAAUAUUUUGCAAACAGAGCCGCGGCCGAAGCCGUCAAAAGGAAUAAAAGCAAAUUCAAGUCACACGAGAAGAAAAACAACCGCAAGACGGCUUUGAAAAGCACGACAACAAUGGCAACAACUACAGAGCGAUUGAAGGUUUACUUCAGUGGAGGUGUGACUCCAAGCAUAACCAUCAAUGAUUUCAAUGGAGAUAUUGUCACUGAAAAUUCGUUGGAUGUGGCAGAACGGCGACGUCAAAGAAGAUCAAGUGACCGAAAUUUUAUUCAGCAUAAUUCGUUCAAUAAUGAUGAACGAUACUAUUCAUCGUACUCAACAAGCAGCAACAAUAAAAGGAACUAUCCACCAACCAGGAACACGGAAAACUUGAGACGAAUUUGUCGCAACGAUUGCGAGUUGUUGGAGAACGAGUUGUGUCAGAAGGAAUAUGCAAUCGCUAAGCGGCAUCCAACAAUUGGUCAGAAAUUACCCUUGGAAGAAUGUGAUGAUUUACCGUUGCAGAAUUCCGUCGAUGGAACCAUUUUGAAUGGAAUCGGAGGUUUGGGAAGCUCUGGCGAUAAGGAGUGUAUGAGGUUGGGCAUUGAAAUCGAUAUAAAUAAAGAUGAUGACUGCUACUGGGAGAAUGGGUACAGUUAUAGAGGCAUUUUGGACAAAUCCAACACUGGGAGGACAUGCAUGAGAUGGUCGAAAUUAAUGCGUGAGAUAUCCAACUAUCCCGAGCUUGCAGGACACAACUAUUGCAGAAACCCAGGCGGAGAGCAGUCGUCUCCGUGGUGCUACGUGGAUUUAAAGAAAACAAGAGAGCUUUGUGACAUUACACGAUGUUCUGAGCGGAUGUGGCUUUACAUAAUUGUGGGCUUUGUGGCAUUCUGUACAUUGAUAGUGGUAAUCGUUACAAUAGUUUGUUGUAGAAAGUACAGAAAACAUGGAGUAUCUAAUAUACAAAAUAUAAAUCUACCAAAUGCAGAUAAGAACAUUUAUGGCAACUCUCGCCAUAACUCGCCGAUUGAGAUGACAUCGUUGAUCGCAAAUCAAAAUUCCACUGGAGCUAUCAGUCGAAAUCAGGAAAACGGAGGCAUUCAAGGGUUGACCACCGGUCAGAAUGGCGGUCAUGGACAAACAUCACAAUCCCGCAACAAUGGCAUAGCUCGGGUUCCUCAGUACACUCUUCAAGAUGUGCAAUUCGUCGAGGAGCUCGGUGAGGGUGCCUUCGGAAAAGUCUACAAAGGUGAAUUAACGCAGAAAGACGGUGAGAAGAUUUUUGUGGCAGUCAAAGCUUUGAAGGAAAAUGCCAGCGCGAAAACCCAGGCCGAUUUCAAACGGGAGAUUGAGCUGAUUUCGGAUCUCAAGCAUGACAAUAUCGUAUGCAUUCUGGGAGUUGUGCUGAAAGAGGAGCCGCUGUGUAUGCUUUUCGAAUAUAUGGCUCAAGGUGAUCUGCACGAGUUUCUGAUUGCCAAUUCGCCGAAUGAAGGAAAGCAUCUGACGCAACUUCAGUUUCUUCUCAUAUCUCAGCAAAUCUGUGAUGGAAUGGAGUACCUAGCCAGUCAUCACUAUGUGCAUCGUGAUCUGGCGGCUAGGAAUUGUUUAGUUGGCGAUAGUUUAACAGUGAAAAUAUCUGAUUUUGGACUUUCGCGGGACAUUUACAGCUCUGAUUACUAUCGAGUUCAAUCAAAGUCAUUACUCCCCGUACGAUGGAUGCCGUCCGAAUCUAUUCUGUACGGCAAGUUUACCACUGAAAGUGAUGUCUGGUCAUUCGGAGUGGUUUUAUGGGAGAUAUACAGCUACGGCUUGCAACCGUACUACGGCUAUAGCAAUCAAGAAGUAAUUAACAUGGUUCGAGCCAGGCAGCUGCUACCCUGUCCGGAAGCAUGCCCAAGUGCAGUUUACUCACUAAUGGUGGAAUGUUGGCAUGAACAAGCCGUACGUCGUCCAACGUUUCCGGAAAUAGGGCACAGGCUCAAAAUUUGGUACCAAGCACAAAAGAGAACCGAGCAAAAUGAGCAAGGUUUUAACCGAAAAGGAUCCGUCUUAAGUGUCAACAAUCAACGAAUGUCCUCGCAGGGGAAUUUGAAUGCUAUCACACCCUCGUCUUCAUCUAGCCACCAGUCCUUGAGUCGAAACCCGCAGAUGGAACCACGUGAUCUGCAACAGCCUCAUCAAUCUCACCAACAGCCCCGAAAACAUCAUCACUCUCUAGAGCGAGAGAAAAUUCUUCGAACGAGUCAACAACAAACACACCAGCAACAACCUCAUCAUCACCAUUCUCGGUCCCACCACCAUCAUCACAACUCCCUCGAUCGAUCCAACAGUGCUAAAAUGGAAGAAUCCGAACAGUUCGAGACUCAAAGUAACCGCAGCUUCUACCACAAUUCCGGUACAAGCCGUAGCAGUAAGAGCAUACAUUCGAUGCAAGAUCAGUCUCAACUCCCGCAAUCACAAAUCCCCCAUCAGCAUCAGGUCCCAGGUCCUCAAACCUACAAAAAUUUCAGUCUGCCUCGGAAAAGCAUAGACAGUAAUUUAGAAUUCGGAGAUGGCGACACGACUGCCGCAAGCAGUCCCGGCACCGGUUACUCCAAUCGCGAAUCAAAACGUCCUCCAAAAGAUCCGCACCGUCACCAUCACCAUCAUCACCACCACGGAUCGGGUCGAAGCCGACGGAUGGACAACUCCUCGGGAACCAUGUCGAUAUCCUCUCUGAACAGUGAGGCGGAUCUGAAUCAACAGACCCAAAUAAUACCAAAGAAUAGCACCCAGUCUCUGGCUCAGCCACCCAUGAAUCGAAAACCUAGCAGCAGCGGCAGCAUCCUUAGCGUAGCCAGUGAAUCCAACAGUUCCUUUGGUGGUAAUAUGCAUUUUAAUAACUUAGCAGCGACUCCGUCGAACGAUAGUCCAGCCGCACCUGCCGGUCCUUCGGGGGGACCUGCCCUUAUGCAGAGUUCUUACCACGAGGGAUAAACCUCAGUGCGACAUUUGUUUUUAACUUUUUAAUUUAUAUCACAGUGCAUGCAUUUAUCGUAGUACUUAAGGAGUCCGGCAAGAUACAGCCUCGUGAAGAUGUAGGAUUUUUAGAUAAGUAAAGAAAGAUUGUAGUCAUUCCUUAUAAGGAAUGGGUAUGCAUACGACAAAUGGUUCUCAAAACUCGAACACUACAUAGAUAGACAACAACGAGAUGGGCUGUUUUUUAUCUAUACGUGUAACAGUGAUCUCUAAUUUGGACUUGUAGGAAAGUAACAUGGAUGACUGUCUUUAGUUGUACUCGUCAGACAGAAAAUACACAAAACAAAAAAAAAAGUAUUAAUUUCGAGCACGGCACAAUCGCCCAGCAACGGGUUCGGUGCUUGAAGACUGAUUCGAUAUAUUCUCUCCAUGCAUUUCGCACUUACCAAGUUUACAGAAAAUAAAAAUAUGAAGAUUGCUUUCAGAAGCAACAACUAUCAAUUACGCCAAUUAUGGAUCUUUUUCAAAGUAUAUCAUUAGCUUUUAUUUAUAUGUGUGUGAAGUCAUCCAUUUCAAAUGUAUUCUCAUCUCAUUGAGCUAAACUAAAAGCAGAAAAAAAGAGACAAGGGUAAAUGUCUAGUGAAAUAAAUUUAAGUAUUACCGGA
Armigeres subalbatus is the source of this 4860-nucleotide messenger RNA. RefSeq names its product tyrosine-protein kinase transmembrane receptor Ror (gene Ror). The transcript is spliced from 7 exons. Gene Ontology annotation, molecular function: Wnt-protein binding; ATP binding; transmembrane receptor protein tyrosine kinase activity. NCBI's taxonomy places the organism in Eukaryota, Metazoa, Arthropoda, Insecta, Diptera, Culicidae. Bases 839 to 4213 code for a protein of 1124 amino acids. Gene Ontology annotation, cellular component: signaling receptor complex; plasma membrane. Gene Ontology annotation, biological process: protein phosphorylation; multicellular organism development; positive regulation of phosphatidylinositol 3-kinase/protein kinase B signal transduction. The record is from RefSeq and is a predicted model, not a curated record.